This is a messenger RNA of Lagopus leucura (white-tailed ptarmigan), 3327 nucleotides long. It is a transcript of the gene VLDLR, whose product is annotated as very low density lipoprotein receptor. Gene Ontology annotation, cellular component: plasma membrane. The coding region runs from base 16 to 2697 and encodes 893 amino acids. NCBI's taxonomy places the organism in Eukaryota, Metazoa, Chordata, Aves, Galliformes, Phasianidae. The transcript is spliced from 19 exons. The record is from RefSeq and is a predicted model, not a curated record. Gene Ontology annotation, molecular function: calcium ion binding; apolipoprotein binding.
CCCCUCGGCGCGGCGAUGCGGUCGAGCCGGCAGCGUGGAGAUCGGAGCGCGGUGGCCGGCGGCGGGUGUGGGGCGCGGCGGUGGGCGCUCUCGCGCUGCGGUGCGCUCUGCCUGCUGCUCGCCCUCGGCUGCCUGCUGACUGCCACCGACGGUGCAAAAACAAAAUGUGAGGAAUCCCAGUUCCCCUGUAGUAAUGGACGCUGUAUUCCUUUACUCUGGAAAUGUGAUGGUGAUGAAGACUGUUCAGAUGGCAGUGAUGAAAGUGCUUGUGUGAAGAAGACUUGUGCUGAAUCUGACUUUGUGUGUAACAGUGGUCAGUGUGUGCCAAACAGAUGGCAGUGUGAUGGGGAUCCAGACUGUGAGGAUGGGUCUGACGAGAGUGCUGAACUGUGCCAUAUGAGAACAUGCCGGGUAAAUGAAAUCAGCUGUGGUCCUCAGUCAACCCAAUGUAUCCCAGUGUCCUGGAAAUGUGAUGGUGAAAAAGACUGUGACAGUGGAGAAGAUGAAGAGAAUUGUGGCAACGUGACUUGUAGUGCAGCAGAGUUCACAUGCAGUAGUGGACAGUGUAUUUCCAAGAGCUUUGUCUGCAAUGGUCAAGAUGACUGCAGUGAUGGUAGUGAUGAGUUGGAGUGUGCACCUCCAACAUGUGGUGUUCAUGAGUUCCAGUGCAAGAGCUCAACUUGCAUCCCUAUCAGCUGGGUGUGUGAUGAUGAUGCUGACUGCUCUGACCACUCUGAUGAGUCUUUGGAGCAAUGUGGCCGACAGCCUGCACCUCCUGUGAAGUGCUCUACCAGUGAGGUGCAGUGUGGCUCGGGUGAAUGUAUCCACAAGAAGUGGCGCUGUGAUGGAGAUCCUGACUGCAAAGAUGGAAGUGAUGAAAUCAACUGCCCUUCUCGGACCUGCAGACCAGACCAGUUCAGGUGUGAAGAUGGGAACUGCAUCCAUGGGAGUAGGCAGUGCAAUGGUGUGAGAGACUGUCUGGAUGGCACUGAUGAAGCAAACUGUAACAAUGUUAUUCAGUGUUCUGGACCUGGCAAAUUCAAGUGCAGAAGCGGAGAAUGCAUAGAUAUUAAUAAAGUGUGUAACCGUCAGGGAGACUGCAAGGACUGGAGUGAUGAGCCUCUCAAGGAAUGUAACAUAAAUGAAUGUUUAGUCAACAAUGGUGGAUGCUCUCACAUCUGCAGAGAUCUUGUUAUUGGCUAUGAAUGUGACUGUCCAGCUGGGUUUGAGCUUGUAGACAGGAGAACCUGUGGAGAUAUUGAUGAAUGCCAGAAUCCUGGUAUCUGUAGCCAAAUCUGUAUCAACCUGAAAGGGGGUUACAAGUGUGAAUGUAGCCGUGGCUAUCAGAUGGAUCUUGCUACAGGAGUGUGCAAGGCUGUGGGGAAAGAACCAUGUCUAAUUUUCACCAACCGACGGGAUAUCAGGAAGAUUGGCCUUGAGAGAAAAGAAUACAUUCAACUAGUAGAGCAGCUAAGAAACACAGUUGCUCUAGAUGCUGAUAUUGCUGAGCAAAAGCUUUUUUGGGCUGACUUCAGCCAAAAAGCAAUUUUCAGUGCUUCUAUUGAUACCCGUGAUAAAGUUGGUACACACACUAGAAUCCUAGACAACAUAUACAGCCCUGCAGGAAUUGCUGUUGACUGGAUUUAUAAGAAUAUCUACUGGACUGAUUCAUCUGCAAAGACCAUUUCAGUGGCAAGCCUGAAUGGCAAGAAAAGAAAGGUUUUAUUUCUUUCUGAGCUGAGAGAGCCAGCUUCUAUUGCUGUGGAUCCUCUGUCUGGCUUUAUGUACUGGUCAGACUGGGGUGAACCAGCAAAAAUUGAAAAAGCCGGAAUGAAUGGAUUUGACAGACAGCAGCUUGUGACAACAGAAAUCCAGUGGCCUAAUGGAAUUGCUCUAGAUCUUGUAAAAAGCCGUCUGUAUUGGCUUGAUUCUAAGCUACAUAUGCUGUCAAGUGUGGAUCUGAAUGGCCAGGAUCGUAGACUUGUGCUGAAGUCUCAUAUGUUCCUUCCUCAUCCUCUUGCUCUAACAAUAUUUGAGGAUCGUGUAUUCUGGAUUGAUGGAGAGAAUGAGGCAGUCUAUGGUGCCAACAAAUUUACUGGAGCUGAAUUGGUCACCCUAGUAAACAACCUCAAUGAUGCGCAGGACAUCAUUGUUUAUCAUGAACUUGUUCAGCCUUCAGGCAGGAACUGGUGUGAAGAGAACAUGGUAAAUGGAGGCUGUAGCUACCUGUGCCUGCCUGCUCCUCAGAUAAAUGAACACUCUCCGAAGUAUACUUGUGCAUGUCCAUCUGGAUAUGUCUUGCAGGAGGACGGUCUGAGAUGUGAAGUUUCAGGUACUGGAACAACUGUGGCUUACACUGAGACUAAAGAUACCAGCACAACUGAAAAAUCUCCAACUGUUGGACUAGUUCCUGGAGGUUUCAACAUCAGUAGUGUGGUGUCUGAAGUAGCUGCAAGAGGAGCAGCAGGAGCGUGGGCUGUUCUUCCUAUCUUAUUGCUGGCGAUGGCUGCAGUGGCUGGCUACUUCAUGUGGCGUAAUUGGCAGCACAAGAACAUGAAAAGCAUGAAUUUUGAUAAUCCCGUCUAUCUGAAAACUACAGAAGAGGAUCUCACAAUUGAUAUUGGCAGACAUGGUGGUUCAGUUGGACACACCUACCCUGCAAUAUCUGUUGUAAGCACAGAUGAUGAUAUGCUGUGAGCACUGGAUCAGUAAUCACUUUCAGUUUACUUUGUGUUUUACACUUACGGGGAUGAUAAACAUGCUUGUGGCUGAAAGACUUCCUCCGUUCUUUGGAAGAAUGAAGAAACUUUCUCUGUGUAUGGAACACUUACAUAAUUUGCUGUUUUAUACAGCUUAACAACCAACUCUGUAAAUACCUGUCCACAACAAUUCAGCUUUUAGUGGUUACUGUUUUAUCAGUAACCCUUGAAUUGGUCAGUCAGUAACACCACUGGCCAAAUACAAAGCACUUUCCAUAGAAAGCCAUAUUCCAGCCACAACUUGUGCUAUAGUAUAACAGCUGUACAUAUGUGUAUAUGCCACUUGUAAAUAUUUCUGGAAAAUCACUAUCAAGCACUUUGAAAUACUUAAAAUGUAAAUUAUUGUACACUGUCUUUUUCAAUGGUUGGGGCAAUGGCAAUAGGAAAAAACGGGUUACUAUGAUUGCCAAAAAUUUGUAAGCAUAAGUAAUUUUGUAUGUAUGACUGAAACAACCUUGUCUCAUACCUCUUAGAGCUCUACAGGUAUGAAUGCUCUUUGGGGAAACCACUGUAAAUCUGAAAUUCAGAGAAGGGGGAGAAAAUAAAAAAAAACAAAACCAAAAACUAA